GCCACCCCCUUCAAAGAGCGUCCGAUUAGAGAUCGGGCUCUGUCACGCGUGAGCGCGCAGCGCUUGUUCAUGCACUCAGUCUUGUGCAAGCCGCCCAACACAGAGCCACGAUGUCCGACGCUGCUGCUCCAGCAGACAACAACGGGGAGCCUGGAUUAAACGGGUCAUGGGUAGAGCUGGAGAUGAACAGAAAUGCCGCCUCUCUCUCUUCCUCCAGCCCCUCAGUGCCGCCCCCUCUAGCCCAGCUAGUAGAGGAGGAUGUUGGGAUUGUGGGGGGGCUUGAACAUGUUCCCUCAUCAUCUUCCAUCCACAAUGGAGACAUGGAAAAAAUCCUGUUAGAUGCCCAGCAUGAAUCCAGCCGCAGUAACUCCUCAUGCGACAGCCCUCCUCGACCUCACAGUCCUCAGGAUGAAGGCCAGAUCAUUUUCGAUGUGGACGUGAGGAGGGACAGUCAGGAGGAAGUGAUGGAGAAGAUCAGAGAUGAUGACAUCUUAAUGAAGGAUUCAGACCGGGUGGCAGACUGGUCAAGUAGGCCAGAGAAUAUUCCGCCUAAGGAGUUUCAUUUCCGGCACCCGCGGCGUUCAGUGACUCUCAGCAUGAGGAAGUCAGGAGCCAUGAAGGAAGGAGGCAUCUUCUCUGCGGAGUUCCUCAAAGUGUUCAUCCCCUCACUGCUUCUGUCCCACAUCCUGGUCCUGGGUCUCGGGGUCUACAUUGGGAAAAGACUGACAACUGCCUCUGCAAGCUCCAUUUGAACACAGAUCUGAUCGAGUGCCUCAGGCGUGACACGGGUGGAUUAGGGAGAAGGUGGCAGUUUUUAUGAAGAAGCCUCUGCUGCCCUUUCUGCUCCUUUACUCUUUUCAGCCACCUUUCUUCCCUUUUUAGUGGUUCCUUUAUUUAACCUUUCCAGGUUGAGAAGUAUCAGGCCCUUUUUUUUCCCUCGUUUAUAAUUUUCUGUUUCUCUUUUCCAGUUCUGAAUGUUCUAACACCCCCUUUGAGUUAAUUUUGGAAGUUUUUGCUUGAAACCAAAUGUGCACACACUAGCUCUGCCCUAGCUAGAUUCAGCUAGGAGGUAAAAAGCAUCCCGUUUCGGUCCAAUCACCUGACCCAACAGUGGGCCACUCCCAGGUGAUGAAGAAUCCCCCUGGUUUUCACCCUCAAAAUGGGAACAACCGAAAUAUAUUGAAUUUUGAAGUUAUUUGAGCAUGCCUGAGUGCUAGCUAAGAUUUUAUUUAUUACUACAAAUGCUACCAAUUUUAGUUAUUUUAUUAUGGACUUGGAAGUGUUUUUGGAAAGAUAGGGCUCUCCGUAGACCCCAAACUCUUCUGGUAAAGACAAAAAAAAUAAUAGCUGAGGCAUGAUAAACAUUUAUGACUUUAUCAAAUGCAAUUUUAUAGCAACUUUUCCAAAAUCUUUUACACAACUUUUUUUAAAUACUUCAUCUCAUAAACCUAGAUAAAAACAGUCUGAUGGGGUUGAUGGAUCUCUGAAUGAAAUAAGUGAUUAUUUUACCUGUCCUUGUUUCUAUGUGUUUGUUGUGUCGUUUUGUUUAGUUUUCUUCACGUACAUAUCAGGACCUAGUGAUUUCUCACUAGUGUCUACCUACUUUUCAGCGCCACACAGUUUAUAAUUCGCAUUCAGAGCUGAAAGGAUCUUGCUAACAAGAACAACGGCUUUAGUGUUUUGCCAUGCAGUAAUGGCUGGGUCAGACUUUCUGGAAUUUUGUUAAACAUUUCCAUACUUCCCAGUCUCUUAUUAAUUUAUGUCAUUUCAGAGCUGUUAGUUUGAGGACAACUGUGCAAGAUAAAUUUGUAUCUCCAAUUUAUAGAAAUAAUAUAUAUAUUCUGUCAUUAUUUCCUCAACUUCAUGUUGUUCCAAAAAAUACAUUCUUUUAGUUGUAGAUCACAAAAGAAGAAGCUUUGAACAGUGUCUGUUCCGCUCUUUUCUGAUCUAUGAAGGUUCAUUGAGAUAAACUGGAAAAGGGCAGCUUGGAUUUCUUUAGAAUAUCUCCAUAUACAAAAGGUUGAAUAAUGAUGGCAGAAUUAAAAUUCUUGUUUGAGCUACUAUCCAGGCACACUUACAGUCAUAGUCACGCACAUUUAGUAAACCCGUAUAACUCCAGCACAACAGGUGACUGUUUUUCCAGGACAUCCCAGCGCCCAUCGUUGGGAGCUGAAUUUGUGUAUUAAACCCUAAAGUGAAUUCUCAUCAAGUCUAGUCGAGUUUUUAAGUGUAUUUUGGAUACAAAAAUGUUUUCAUUGGACUUCAUUGUCUACCUGAGGAUCCACUUUCUUCUCGAACACAGCUGCCAAAACUAACUCUUAUGAACUUUGUGCCUCAUUUCCUUCAUAUGUGAUAAGGCGUCCUGUUACCAUUUCCUGCUAUCAUUGUCAUUUGUUGUUUUGCGUCUUGGUGAGCAUAAAUUUUGGGAAGUUCCUCAUAUGCUUUUUUUUUUUUUUUUUUAUCUGGCAAUCAAGGUACAGUAAACUAGAAGAGAAGGUGCAGAUAGAAAUGUUUUAGUUCUUUUAUUUGUGUUGGCAGUUGGAAAGAAGUUCUUCUGACUGUGAUGCAAUGAUGAAAUGAAUUUUAAUUUUAUUGAUUUGACAAACCUUUUUUUUCUCCCCUGCUGGAAAAAGUUUUAAAAUUAAAAGAACAAUCUGCA
Molecule: messenger RNA, 2659 nt
Organism: Carassius gibelio (silver crucian carp)
Lineage: Eukaryota; Metazoa; Chordata; Actinopteri; Cypriniformes; Cyprinidae
Product: BCL2/adenovirus E1B 19 kDa protein-interacting protein 3-like
Exons: 6
Coding region: 111-752 (213 amino acids)
Biological process (GO): positive regulation of apoptotic process; mitochondrial outer membrane permeabilization; defense response to virus
Cellular component (GO): mitochondrial envelope; nucleus; mitochondrial outer membrane
Source: RefSeq, a predicted model, not a curated record